AUGUCGCCAUUUGCACCCCUCGCGGCCGAAGCCGCUCGCAAGAUCGCCUCCUACGCCAUCCUCGACGACCCCAAACACAUCUCCGUCGAAAUCGGCCAGGCGCAACACCGUAUCAGGCUGGUCAACUCAUGGCAGGUACCACAGGGCGGCAGAGUCCUCGAAAUUGGCUGCGGACAGGGCACCUGCACCGCCGUCCUCGCCGAGGCAGUCGGCCCCCGUGGCCACGUCGAUGCCAUGGAUCCAGGUCGUCCCGACUACGGCGCGCCCUUCACCCUUGCCAAGUCGCAGGCUCACCUGUCGGCCGGUCCGGUAGGGGACCGAAUCACCUGGCAUCACGCAGAACCCGUCGAGUUCCUCGCUGGCCAUCCCGACAAGAGGUGGGACUUUGCCGUCUUGGCUCACUGCGUCUGGUACUUUGACGCGCCAGACACGUUGAACAGGAUGCUGGCGGCGCUCAAGGGUCGUGCCGCCAAGCUGUUGGUGGCAGAGUAUGCCCUCACAGCCAGGGAGAGGGCUGCUGUGCCCCAUGUCAUGGCUGCCAUUGCACGCGCUACGCUCGAGGCCCAUAACCGGGCGAGCGAAGCCAACAUUCGCUGUCUCUUGGGUCCCGUGAGCAUCAAGGCCGCCGCCGCGCGGAGUGGCUGGGCUCUGGAGAAUGAAGACGUCGUCGUCCCCGAUGCCGCCCUUCUCGACGGGUCGUGGGAAGUCGGGACGGUGAAGAGCAAGUGGUUCCUCGACGAAAUUGACCAGCUCGUGACGGACGCGACGCUCAGGACCACGCUUCUCUCGGCCAGAGAGGCCGUCGUUGGCGCGGUUGAGCUGCUGAACGGUGAAGAGGUCAGGACCAUGGAUGUUUGGGUGUCUCGAUUCGGCCAAUGA
Molecule: messenger RNA, 879 nt
Organism: Metarhizium album ARSEF 1941
Lineage: Eukaryota; Fungi; Ascomycota; Sordariomycetes; Hypocreales; Clavicipitaceae
Exons: 1
Coding region: 1-879 (292 amino acids)
Source: RefSeq, a predicted model, not a curated record